CCAGCUGCUGUGCGUUCCUUCUCACUGCCCAGCUGAUCCUUUCUCCCUCGGUCUCCUACCCCCAGUGUGGAGCGGGGUUCCCGAGUGUGCCGUGGUGUGACUGGUGCCUGGAUACCCUAACUUCCCCCCUCAGUGCUGUGGGGAGCCUCCGCACUGCUGAAUGUGCCAGUGGGGUGCCCAGCCCCCACACUCAGGAUGCUGAGGAACAGCUAAACUUCCCGAAAGCCCCGCGCCCCGCGCCCCUGCGGCAGCAUGCAGAACACCACCUGCCAAUGGCCUGGGGCUCUCUACCAAAGCGAACCCCUGCAAGCAAAGAGGAAGCCAGCGAUGUUCCUGGAGAACUGAUGUUAAUAGUCCCCUGGGGCUGAGUCCUUCGAACAGGCAGGUAGCCGCGUUCUGCGAGAGCUCUAGCUUCCUGCCUAGCGCAAGGGGCCCUUCGCGCAGAGAGGCGAGCAGCCCAGCUCAGCGUGAGGGGCAGGGGUGAGGAGACCAAGGCUGGGGCUGUUCCUGAGAGCCGGGCAGCCCUGGCACAGCGAGUGCGUUCAUAUUUAGAGCAGACUGCGCCUUGAGGGUGCAGUUUCGUGCAGUCCCACGGCAGCCUGGCCCGUGUGUCUGCAGAGAGCAGGAUGUGGCCAGGGGUGCAGGCAGCAGUGAGCUCUCUCUUCGGGGGAAUACACGGUGUUCAAAUGCUGCAGAGAAAAGUGCAGCAGAAGCAGCGGGGAGGAGAGCAGGGCCAGAUACUGCACCUUGCCCCUUUCCCUGGCAUAGCCCAGGCUGGAGGGGCUGUUCCAGGAACUGGUCAGUGGAGAUUUUUGUUUAUGCACGAUUUGCAUUCUUUGCCUGCCUAGCGCUCCAGGAAGGGCAGGGGGACUUUAUCUCACGCCCUCAGCAGAGCACUGCGGGGAGUAGUGGUUUCCUCUUCCCUGAUGACUGAGCUCACUGCUGCUCUGGUGUCACCCAGCUCGGGGACCCUGCUCCGCAGAGCCGAGGAACCGAGGGCUUGAAGACAUGCAGCUCGUCGGGACGCAUUGAGAGAAGACACUUUGAAUGGUUUAUGAGAAGAAAGCAAGAUGGACGGAAGUCAGCCCCGCAUCGAGACUCCCACGGCUCCCAAGAAGAUCUCUCUGCUUUCCUCUCCCAUGCGGGCAGUCAUCCGUCUGCGACGAAAAGUCCAGUUCCUGAAGAAAAGCCGCCUGCAUCUGAACCUUCCCAGAGAACCAUCUCCAGAGCUGGUCCAAACUAGGCUUCUUCAAAGGCAGAUUUCCUUGAGCCGAACAAACCUGUGUAACCCUUCGAUGGCCCUCUUUAAUCAAGCCACCUUUGACAGUUCUCAGUACUUCACCUUUGACACCACUGUGGACCAUUCAGUGGUGAAUAAAUACAAACGGAAGAAGACCCGCAGGAAGUCCAGGGUGGUGUUGUAUCCAGAAAGCUCCAAAAAGUACCUUCCAACAGAGCAAAAGAGUAAAGCAAAGCGCUGCCUUCUCUUGCUCAUUGGCAUCAUCUGCUUCCAAAUACUAAAUGCUAUUGAGAAUCUGGAUGACAACCUUCAGAAGUAUGACCUAGAUGGGCUGGAGAAAACCAUGCACCGGGAAGUAUUUGGGCAGAAGGUGGCUGUGGACAGAAUUAUGGAAUUGUUGAAAGAAUACCUGGCCACCCACAUACACAACAAGCCAUUAGUGAUCUCCUUCAAUGGCCCACCUGGGGUUGGAAAGAGCCAUGUUGGAUGGCUGCUGGCUAAACACUUCCGUUCAGUCAUGGACAAUGACUUUGUGCUUCAGUACUUUGUGAUGCACCACUGUCCAAACAAGGAGGCUACUCCUGCUUGCCAAUCGGAUUUGUCUGAAAAGAUUUCCGAGAUGGUCACCAGAGCAGAAAUAGAAGAGAAGAUACCAUUGUUUAUUCUGGAUGAGGUUGAGCUCAUGUCUCCAGUCCUGCUGGAUACGCUCAGCAGAUUCUUCCAACCGAACCAGACCAACGAGUUCCUCAAUGCCAUCUACGUUCUAAUAAGCAACCUAGGGGGCAGUGAAAUCACAACGUUUGCCCUCCAGAAUGUUUCCAGUGACCUGCUGCACCAGCAAAGACAAACAGAAGAACUGCUGUACAUUAUCCAGCCUGUUCUGACCCACUUCCACCCUCUUUGGAAGUCUGCUGACAUCAUCCCAUUUGGUCUGCUGGAGAAGAGUCAUGUCAUAAACUGCAUCUUGGAGGAGAUGAUGCGGGAAGGGCUGUACCCCGAUCAGAGCCAUAUUGAGAAGUUAGCUAGCCAGCUCGGCUAUUACACUACAGGAGGCAGGGAGUACGCCAUAACGGGCUGCAAGCAGGUCGGAGCCAAAGUCAAUCUACUGUAGCAGCAACCAUAAAGAAGAAGCCAAAUCCUGUUCUCGGCACUUUGCACUCAAUGGAGAUAGCCUGGCUGUCCACUGGCGUGACUGACAGCACAUUUUGGCCCAAGAUGCAUUUCUUCAAGAGGACAGAUACGAGGCUGUCCCAGUGACCACGUGAUAAGAGGGUUCCAGGAGGCAGAACAGCAGCUGUCACCUCUUCUAAGAUGAGCUCUGUUCUCCUCUUGAUUUAUCGGACUUGAGUCACUGAACUCCCACUGUCCUGUUGACUAAGGCCAGGAUCUCUCGCUGAGGAUAUGUCUGCAAAGCAAUUUAAGGCCGGGUCUGAGCCCGGGCACAAGCCAACCCCCCUUGUGUCCACCCUGUAAAUGUGCUAGCCUAGGGCUCCAGAUCCAAGGUCCUAGGACCCUGCAGGGCUGGAAGCUCCGAGCCCUACUGCUUUCCUGUGUGUACGUGGCCCCAGCCUGAUUUGGGUCCGGAAGUCCUCUGGAUGUUCCCAGAGUUCCCGGUGGCAGCGGAGCAGCGCUGCAGGCAGCCAGCGCAGCAGCUGGAAGUGCCAUUACUGCCUGGCCGAGCACGUUCCCUGUUCCUGCUCCUCUCACAGUAGCUGCUCCUGCUCCGGCUCCUCCUCGCGGCUGCGCGCAGGGGCGGCUCCAGGCACCAGCGCACCAAGCACGUGCCUGGGGCGGCAAGCCGCGGGGGGCGGCCUGCCGGUCGCCGUGAGGGCAGCAGUCAGGCUACCUUCGGCGGCUUG
Chrysemys picta bellii (western painted turtle) is the source of this 3099-nucleotide messenger RNA. The record is from RefSeq and is a predicted model, not a curated record. Lineage: Eukaryota; Metazoa; Chordata; Testudines; Emydidae.